GCGGGGCAAGAUGGCGGCGCUGCGCGCGGCGGGGGCGGGGGGCGGUGGGGGCCGGGGGGCGGUGGGACGCUGAGCCCGCCCCCUGCUGCUGCCAGUCUGCGCCGGGCGGCCGAACCCCGAACAUGGCGGCGGCGGCGGCAGCAGGCGGCUUCGGGCCCGAGCGGGAGGCCGAGCCGGCCAAGGAAGCGCGCGUCGUGGGCUCCGAGCUCGUGGAUACGUACACGGUUUACAUCAUCCAGGUCACAGAUGGCGGCCAUGAGUGGACAGUCAAGCACCGCUACAGUGAUUUCCAUGAGCUGCAUGAAAAGCUUGUCACCGAGAGAAAGAUUGAUAAAAACCUACUUCCGCCCAAGAAAAUCAUUGGGAAAAACUCCCGCAGCCUGGUGGAGAAGAGGGAGAAGGAUCUGGAGGUGUACCUGCAGACACUGCUGGCUGCCUUCCCUGGUGUAGCCCCCAGAGUGCUGGCCCACUUUCUGCAUUUUCACUUCUACGAGAUCAACGGCAUCACCGCAGCACUGGCUGAAGAGCUCUUUGAAAAAGGCGAGCAGCUCCUGGGGGCUGGUGAGGUCUUUGCCAUCCGGCCCCUGCAGCUCUACGCAGUCACCCAGCAGCUGCAGCAGGGAAAGCCCACGUGUGCCAGCGGGGAUGCCAAGACUGACCUGGGCCACAUCCUGGACUUCACCUGUCGCCUUAAGUAUCUUAAGGUUUCUGGCACAGAAGGGCCUUUUGGAACCAGCAACAUUCGGGAGCAGCUCCUGCCAUUUGAUUUGUCAAUCUUCAAGUCUCUACGUCAGGUGGAGAUAAGUCACUGUGAUGCCAAGCACAUCCGAGGGCUGGUCACCUCCAAGCCCAGCCUGGCUACGCUGAGCGUCCACUUCUCGGCCACCUCGAUGAAGGAAGUCCUUGUUCCUGAAGCCUCGGAGUUUGAGGAGUGGGAACCAGAAGGCGUAGGCCUGGAAGGCCCCGUGACUGCCAUCAUCCCCACCUGGCAAGCUCUGACCACCCUCGACCUGAGCCACAAUAGCAUCUCCAAGAUCGACGAGUCUGUGAAACUGAUCCCCAAGAUUGAGUUUCUGGACCUGAGUCACAAUGGGGUGCUGGUUGUGGACAAUCUACAGCACCUGUACAACCUAGUACACCUGGACCUGUCUUACAACAAGCUGUCCUCCUUGGAAGGCGUCCACACUAAACUGGGGAACAUCAAGACUCUCAACCUGGCGGGCAACCUGCUGGAGAGCCUGAGUGGCCUGCACAAGUUGUACUCGCUAGUCAACCUGGACCUCAGUGACAACCGAAUCGAGCAGAUGGAGGAGGUCACGAGCAUAGGCAGCCUGCCGUGUUUGGAGCGUGUGGCCCUGUUGAACAACCCCCUCACCAUCAUUCCCGACUACCGGACCAAGGUGUUGGCACAGUUCGGAGACAGGGCUUCUGAGGUCUGUCUGGAUAACACAGCGACCACAGAGAAGGAGCUGGACACUGUGGAAGUGCUGAAAGCAAUUCAGAAGGCCAAGGAGGUCAAGUCCAAACUGAACAACCCAGAGAAGAAGGUGGGUGAAGACCCCCGGCUCAGAUCCAGUGGUUCGCCUCCCACCAUGAUUCCUGCCUCUGCCUCUCUACCCCAGCCCAUCCUCUCCAACAAAGGAAUCAUGUUCGUGCAGGAGGAAGCCCUGGCUAGCAGCCUGUCAUCCACCGACAGCCUGACUCCCGAACACCGGCCCAUCGCCCGGGCAUGCUCUGACUCCCUGGAGUCCCUUCCUGCGGGACAGGCAGGUCCUGAUGAGCUCAGGGACACACCGGGAGCUGUUGGCGGUGCAAGUCCUGAGCACGCAGAGCCAGAGGUGCAGGUGGUGCCUGGGUCCGGCCAGCUCAUCUUCCUGCCCUUCACCUGCAUUGGCUACACGGCUACCAACCAGGACUUCAUCCAACGCCUGAGCACACUGAUCCGGCAGGCCAUUGAGCGGCAGCUGCCUGCCUGGAUUGAGGCCGCCAACCAGCGCGAUGAAGGCCAGGGUGAUGAGGAAGAGGAGGAAGAGGGCGAGCAGGAGGACGUGGCUGAGAAUCGUUACUUUGAAAUGGGGCCUCCUGAUGCCGAAGAGGAGGAGGAAGUGGAGGAGCGUGGCCAGGGGGAUGAGGAGGAGGAAGAUGAGGAGGAGACUGAAGCUGAGGAGGCACGCCUGGCUCUGGAAUGGGCCCUGGGUGCAGAUGAAGACUUCCUGCUGGAGCACAUCCGCGUCCUCCGGGUGCUGUGGUGCUUCCUGAUCCACGUGCAGGGCAGUAUCCGCCAGUUCGCCGCCUGCCUUGUGCUCACAGACUUUGGCGUGGCUGUCUUCGAGAUCCCACAUCAGGAGUCCCGAGGCAGCAGCCAACACAUCCUCUCAUCCCUGCGCUUCGUCUUCUGCUUCCCGCAUGGUGACCUCACCGAGUUCGGCUUCCUCAUGCCGGAGCUGUGCCUGGUGCUGAAGGUGCGGCACAGUGAGAACACUCUCUUCAUCAUCUCGGACGCCGCCAGCCUGCACGACUUCCAUGCCGACCUGCGCGCCUGCUUUGCCCCGCAGCACAUGGCCAUGCUCCGCAGCCCCGUGCUCUAUGGCAGCCACACCAGCUUGCAGGAGUUCCUGCGCCAGCUGCUCACCUUCUACCAGGUGGCUGGCGGCUGCCAGGAGCGCAGCCAGGGCUGCUUCCCAGUGUACCUGGUCUAUAGCGACAAGCGCAUGGUGCAGACCGCCGCCGGGGACUACUCGGGCAACAUCGAGUGGGCCAGCUGCACACUCUGCUCUGCUGUGCGCCGCUCCUGCUGUGCGCCUUCCGAGGCUGUCAAGUCUGCCGCCAUCCCCUACUGGCUGCUGCUCACGCCCCAGCAUCUCAACGUCAUCAAGGCUGACUUCAACCCCAUGCCCAACCGUGGCACUCACAACUGCCGCAACCGCAACAGCUUCAAACUGAGCCGUGUGCCACUCUCCACAGUGCUGCUGGACCCCACGCGCAGCUGCACCCAGCCUCGUGGGGCCUUCGCCGACGGCCACGUCCUCGAGCUGCUCGUGGGCUACCGCUUUGUCACUGCCAUCUUCGUGCUGCCCCAUGAGAAGUUCCACUUCCUGCGCAUCUACAACCAGCUACGAGCCUCGCUGCAGGACCUGAAGACCGUGGUCAUUGCCAAGAGCCCCACUACAGGGGCCAGCUCCCCGAACCCCCAGGGGGAUGACCAGCCUGCUCAGGGCAGGGCCAGCAAUGACCGGCAGCCCCAGGAAGCCCCAGCAGAAGCUCCAGCUCCAGUGUUGGCCACAGCCCCAACUGCAGCCACAGCUGCUGCUCCAGUUCCAGGGGAGAAGGCUGAGAGCCCUGCCCAGUACCCAAGCGAGCGCCUAAUCCAGUCCACCUCGGAGGAGAACCAGAUCCCCUCGCACCUGCCUGUGUGCCCAGCGCUCCAGCACAUUGCCAGCCUGUCAGGGCGUGCCGUCAUCGAGCUCUUCCACAGCAGCAUUGCCGAGGUAGAGAACGAGGAGCUGAGGCACCUGCUGUGGUCAUCCGUGCUGUUCUACCAGACGCCCGGACUGGAGGUGACUGCCUGCGUGUUCCUCUCCACCAAGGCCGUGUACUUCGUGCUGCACGACGGCCUCCGCCGCUACUUCUCGGAGCCACUGCAGGAUUUCUGGCAUCAGAAAAACACUGACUACAACAACAGCCCCUUCCACAUCUCCCAGUGCUUUGUACUGCGGCUCAGCGACCUGCAGUCUGUCAACGUGGGGCUUUUUGACCAGCAUUUCCGACUGACGGGCUCCUCCCCGAUGCAGGCUGUCACCUGCCUGACCAGGGACAGCUACCUGACCCACUGCUUCCUUCAGCACCUCAUGGGUGCUCUCUCCUCACUGGAACGCACGCCUGAGCCUGAGCCCGUCGACAAAGACUUCUACUCUGAGUUUGGGAACAAGACCACAGGCAAAAUGGAGAACUAUGAGCUGAUCCACUCGAGCCGUGUCAAGUUCACUUACCCCAGUGAGGAGGAGGUUGGGGACCUGACAUUCAUCGUGGCCCAGAAGACAGCUGAGCCCGAGAAGGCUGAGGACCUCAGCAUUCUGCUGUAUGUGCAAGCCUUCCAGGUGGGCCCCCUGCCCCCCGGGCGCUGCCGGAGCCCCCUGCGCCCCAAGACCCUGCUGCUAACCAGUGCAGAGAUCUUCCUCCUGGAUGAGGACUGCAUCCACUACCCACUGCCAGAGUUUGCCAGGGAGCCACCACACAGGGACAGGUACCGGCUGGAGGACGGCCGCCGCAUCCGGGACCUGGACCGUGUGCUCAUGGGCUACCAGACCUACCCACAGGCCCUCACCCUCAUCUUUGAUGACGUGCAGGGACAUGACCUCAUGGGCAGUGUGACUCUAGACCACUUUGGGGUGGAGUCCAGUGGCCCGACCAGGGUUGGCCAGGGCCGGGAGGUCCAGUGGCAGGUGUUUGUCCCCAGCGCUGAGAGCCGAGAGAAGCUAAUCUCGCUGCUGGCCCGCCAGUGGGAGGCCCUUUGCGGCCGAGAGCUGCCCGUUGAACUCACGGGCUAGUUCGGGCAGCAGCUGCCUGCACUUGUCCUGCCUGGAGCCUCCAUGGGGCAAGGAGGCAAGCUUUUCUCAUUCCUCUAGAAAUGACGUCACUUCCCUUUGGGUACCUCGUCAAGAAUGUGAAUGUUGUUAGUGGCGUGGCUGGCACCCCAUGUGGCCGUGGUCACCUGGUGCCGUGUCUUGUGACUUCGUGUGAACACGUGGCGCUGUGGCUGUGAGCGACUUCCUCACGUCCUUUCCUAAAGUGUCUAGUCCAGUCCUUCGCUGCCGCUGCUGUCAUUGUGAAUGUUUGCUGCUAAUGACGCUGGGAGCAGAAUGCACAUAGGCGCUGCCACUCGCCUAGUCUCUUGAGGCGUAGGCCUCCCCCAGUCCAGAUAUGGGGGAGAGCCCUGGGAGACAGGAGCCCACCCCGCCUUCCUGGCCUGGGGGCUGAGAGGGGUGGGAGCAGGGGACCCGGAGCUGCCAGCACCCAGUCUGACUCUUGUGGCCUAUUUUGUGUGUCCCAAUAAAGCAGAUUUGACACAA
Ochotona princeps (American pika) is the source of this 5069-nucleotide messenger RNA. It is a transcript of the gene NISCH, whose product is annotated as nischarin. The record is from RefSeq and is a predicted model, not a curated record. Gene Ontology annotation, cellular component: cytoplasm. Gene Ontology annotation, molecular function: phosphatidylinositol binding; integrin binding; protein kinase binding. The transcript has 21 exons. NCBI's taxonomy places the organism in Eukaryota, Metazoa, Chordata, Mammalia, Lagomorpha, Ochotonidae. The coding region runs from base 123 to 4547 and encodes 1474 amino acids.